AUGGGCCUGGAGAUUCUUGGUGAAUACACCCAUAUACAUAAACCAUGCUCGGCGUCAAAGGAUCAAUGUGGACUAACGUUUGGUGUUCAAGCAAUUUAUCCAACGGAAUCAAAUCCACAAUCAUUGGCAGCAAUCAGUGUCAAUCAUGACGAGUAUACUGACAUUGUUGUAGCAAAUUCAGGUUCGAACAGCAUCAGCAUUUUUCUCAAUUUGGGCAACAGUUCGUUUGUCAAAUAUGCAACGUAUCCAGUUGGUUCUAAUCCAGUUUCUGUAACAGCUGCAGACGUCAACAAUGACAAUAAAUCGGAUAUUAUUGUAGCGAGCAACGGUGCUGUUACCAUCGGUGUACUUCUCAGCCAAGGUAACAGUACAUUUGCUGCUCAGAUCAGCUAUUCAACUGUUCAUCCGCCGAACUCUGUGGUGACUUCUGACAUUAAUGUUGACGGCGCCCUUGACAUUAUUAUUAUACACUACAGUCAAAACAGUAUGGGGGUUCUCCUCAAUAGAGGUAAUGGUACAUUUGCUGCUGAGCAAACAUAUUCAACUGGUCCUGCUCCAUUGUAUGCAGCAGCAGCUGACGUCAAUAAUGACGGGAAGCCCGAUGUCAUUGUUCCAAACUCUGGUACAUCAAACAUUGGAGUGUUUUUGAAUGUAGGGAACGGUACAUUUGGUAGUCAGACAGUCUAUUAUACCGGCUACUAUCCAAAAUUCAUUGCAACAGCUGAUGUCAAUAGUGAUGGUAAAAUCGAUGUUAUCGUGCCAAGGACGAGUGUAAAUGGUGUCAGCGUUUUACUUAACGCCGGUGGUGGGUCAUUCCCUACUGCGAUAACUUAUCCAACUGGUGUGUAUCCUUUUUUUGCGGCGACAACCGAUUUUAAUCAUGACGGCAAACCUGAUAUUGUUGUGGCAAACACUAAUUCGUACAGUGUUAGUGUUCUUUUGAACAUGGGCAAUGGGUCAUUUAAUACUCAAACCACAUAUCCAACUGUUUCUAACUCACGUCAUCUAGUAGUUUUUGAUAUCAAUAAUGAUAACGAAACUGAUAUGGUUGUAACAAAUCUCAAUACGAAUAACAUUGUUGUUCUUCUGAACGCUGGUAAUAAUGCAUUAACUGUUCCAUCAACUUAUUCCACUGCAUCUAGUCCAGUAUCUGUAACAGCAGCUGAUAUUAAUAAUGAUAAUCAAACUGACGUUAUUGUAGCAAAUAGAGACACGAACAAUAUCGGUGUUUUUCUUAACAAAGAUAACGGUACAUUUUCUGUUCAAAAGACUUACGCAACUGACACUAGUCCCAAAUCUGUGACGGCAAGCGAUGUUAAUGACGAUAAGGAACUCGAUAUUAUUGUAGCUAAUUCUGGUUCGAACAGCAUCAGCAUUUUUCUCAAUUUGGGCAAUGGCUCAUUUAACAGUAAAAGAACGUAUUCAGUUGGUUCUAAUCCAGUUUCUGUAACAGCUGCAGACGUCAACAAUGACAGUAAAUCGGAUCUUAUUGUAGCAAACAACGGUGCAAAUAGCAUCAGUAUUCUUUUGAAUGAAGGAAACGGUACAUUUGCUAGUCAAACGACUUAUGCAACAGAUUCACAGCCGAAUUCCGUCACAGCGGGUGAUAUUAACGGUGAUGGCAAAAUUGAUAUUAUUGUUACAAACGAAAAUGCAAGCAAUGUAGGUGUUUUUUUAAACAAGGGUAACGGCACAUUUGCUAAUCAAACGGCUUAUACAGUUGGUUCUCAACCGAUGUCUGUCGUAGUGACUGACGUUAAUAGUGAUGGCACACUCGACAUAGUUGUUGGAAAUUUUGGUUCCAAUACCAUCAGUGUUCUUGUCAAUACAGGCAACGGUACCUUCAGUACUCAAACGACAUACUCAACUGGUUUCGGACCAUUGUCUUUAACAGCAGCUGAUAUGAACUAUGAUAACAGAAUCGAUGUUAUUUUGGUGAACAGCCUUGCCAAUAGUAUCAGUGUUCUGUACAACUUAGGUAACGGUACGUUUCUUAGCGAAGUAGUGUAUUCAACAUGCUCUUGGCCCUCGUCUUUGGCAAUAGCCGAUGUUACCGGUGAUGGCAGGCCAGAGAUUAUUACUACACAUCAAGGCGUCAACAGCAUUGGUGUCUUUCCAUCACUACCGCAGAUUACAGCGCCAACGUCUAAUACACAGUCGACUGAUGCAACAGUGACAAGUACUGCGCACGCGAUUAGUUCAACAAUGGUGACAACUUUAGAAACGUCAAGUAAUAAUCAAGGAUGUUCUUCUCCAACCGUAACAGUUAUUCCAGAGACAUCAACAUUAUUGUCACCAAUACAAUAUUACCGAAGUGAAGAUUUUUCUAUCACAUCAAUAAUUAAAUUCAAUUGUAAUCAAUCAUUAUCAACUAAAACUCAAUGGAAAAUAAAAAUUUGUUAUUCCGCAUGUUCAUAUGAAAUUCAAUUAGAUCCAGCUGUAAAGACAACAUUUAGUGAGUUAUAUAUACCUAAACGAACUCUUCCCUAUGGAUUAUAUGAGUUAAAUUUAACUGUAACAAUGAUGAAUAUUUCCCGUUUAUUACGCACAUCAUCAGUUGUUUAUAUUCAAAUAAUUUCAUCAGAUAUUAUAGUAAAUUUAAUAAAAUAUGGAACAUUAAUGAUUACACAAGGAUUUGAAGAAGAUCUUCAAUUGAAUCCAGGAAAAUAUUCUAUUGAUCCAGAUGAAGAGACAUUUAAUAAUUCUAAUUGGAAAUAUAAAUAUUAUUGUCGAAUCUAUGGCUUAUAUGAAUAUCCACAAUUAAAUAAUUCCUUAUUAACAAUUGAUGACGUGAGAAAUGAUCCAUUGAAUCCUUCAUGUUUAUCAAAUCGAACAGGAUGGAGAUUUGAUAAUAAAUUGAAUUCAUCCUUUACAAUACUUUCUGAUUCUCUUCAACCUAAUCGAACAUAUCAAUUUAUGGUACAGAUGGAAAAUAUUCGAAAUUCAUCAAAUCAAGCGGUCGGUUAUGUUUUUGUCAAUGUCGUCAAUGCUGAUGCACAAAUAAUUCUUAUUGGUUGUGUCAUUUCAACACUAUGUCAACCAAAUGUUGAGUAUCAAUUUAUAAAUCCAACAACACAAAUGGCUUUAUUUUCCGAAUGUUUGCAAAAUUGUACACUGAUUGAAAAUAUCACAUGGAAUGUUUAUUAUGGUCGAAAAAAUUCAUCGUCAAAUUUCACUGAAUGGAUUUUAUUUAAUGAAACAGCAUUUUAUCAAAAUAUUUGGUUUUUUGGUACAAAUACAAGUAAUUUUACUGCAAUAAAUCAAUUAUUCUUGUCAAAUCCACAGAAUGAACUUUGGCGAUGUGAAGUUGUGUAUACAUUUCCAUCAGGUAGAAGUUCAAGUUCAUUAAAUUUUCUCAUCAAUCAACCGCCCAGCAAUGGUUCAUGUUCAAUAAAUCCUUCCAGUGGUACAACGAGUACCAUUUUUCAAAUUUCAUGCUUCGAUUGGUUCGAUAACGAUGGAAUUCAAGAUUAUACUGUUUAUAGUUUGGCAACUAAUCAACAAAUAGAAAUUUUCAUUGCUUAUUCAACAAUACCAAUAUUUGAAAUUCUAUUACCAAUGGGAAAUAACCAAACAUCAUCACUUAAUUUAAUAAUUCAUAUUCGAGAUAAAUUAGAAGGUGUUACUAAAAAAAAUAUUUCAUCCGUUUUUGUUCAAUCAGAUACAAAAGCAAUAGAUAAUUUAAUGAAUGAUAUUCAAAACUCAUCAGAAAUGAUAACCGCGAAUCCAAUAAUUCAAUUACUUGAGAGUAAAAAUCAAAAUAUUGUUGGACAAAUAUUAAUAUCACUUUCAUUACAAUUGAAUCAAAUCAAUAAUGAAUAUUUAAAUACAGCUAUUUCAAAUGGAAUACCAAAAACAAUGAUUUCAGUUUCACCAUUAAAUAGCAUAACCAAUGAACAAUUAUCAUUAUCAUUUAAUCAAUCAUCAAUGAAUAUUUUUCAAGAAAAGUUAAAUUUAAAUUCAAUUAUUCGAGAAUAUUUAAUCAAAUAUUUCACACAAAUUCCUUUAACAACAUCAAAUAGUGUUAAAUUACAAGCAUCAACAUUAGCACAAUUUACUCAAUCAACAAAUGAACUAACACGAAUAUCUUUAACAUUUUUAUCUAAUCGAUGUUAUCAAAUAGCACAAAAUUUACAUUCAAGAAGAACAAUACUUGCAUUUGAAGAUGUUCAAUUAACAGUUACGUAUCUUCUACAAUGUGCAACUAAUCUACUUACCGCAGUUAAUAGUCCAUUACAACAACGAACACCUGUUUUAAAUUUGGAUUCAUUACGUGCUACAGCAUUUCCGGAUGAUUAUGACACAAAUUUAGAUUUUCAAUGGGCUAAUCUUAAAUUAUUUGCUGAUGGAAAUGAUUUCUCAUGGGAAACAAUUGAAAAAAAUCGUGUUAUUUAUUUUCAAGAACAAUUAGCAAAUGAAAUUCAUGUUCAAAUGACUGAAGUGAUUUCAUUGAUAAGUUCGAUAAUAAAUAUUCAUUUAAAUAUUGAACAGCAAUUCAAUAUAAAUACAUCCGAAGUUUUCAUGACAUUAGAAAGUCGAACGAGUGAACAUUUUUCAGAGAAAUUUGUUCAACAAAUUGGAAAUAAUCAAAUUCAACUUCCAAAUCAUUUUCAAUCUUAUUUAAAUAAUAAUAACAAAGUUUUUAUUCGAUUUCUUCUACAACCAUUAUCAAUAUUUGGAAAUUCAAAAAUUUCAUCAAAUACUAAUCUUUCUCGAACUAUUUCAUUUUCUUUAUUUAAUAUAAAUCAAGAAGAAAUUCCAAUUCAAACAAAUCUAAAUGAAACAAUUGAAAUUUUCAUUUCUCGUGAUCCUAAUUUAAUAAUUCCAUCAAUGAUUUUACAGAAUGUAACAUCGAUGAAUUCAACAAUGCAUCGUCUUCUUUUCGAUCUUCAUUAUUUAAAUAUAACUACAUCUCUUCCAAUUUCAAUUCAUUGGCAAAUUCAACCAAUUAAUUCUUCAAUUUCUUAUUUAUUUAUUUAUAAAUUUGAUCAAAUUCCACAAUUAAAUAGUUCAAUUAAUCAAAUUGAUGGAUGGACAAUUUUUUGUCCAUCAAAUUUAACAAAUGAAGGUAUUUAUGAAUAUUUUCUUAACAAUCAACAAACAAUUGAUCAUCAAUCGAUUGUUUAUGGCAUUCGAGAAUUAAAUUCUACAGAAAUCAAUGAACGAUGUUCAAAUUUUUCAAUGAAUACACCUCCAAUAACAAAUCAACCAUUUCAUUUUACAUUUGAUUAUCAAUUAAGAAUAUUUACAUCAGGUUGUUAUUAUCUGGAUUCAAAUAAUCAAUGGCAAACAAAUGGAUUAAUUGUUGGUCCACUCACAACUUGGAAUCAAACACAGUGUUUUUCCAACCAUUUAACGACAUUUACUGGCGGUUUUUCUAUUUUGCCUUCACCAAUCAAUUGGAAUUAUGUUUUUGCGAAUGUUAAUUUUAUGAAAAAUAAAACAAUUUAUUUAACGGUGAUUUGUAUCUUAAUUAUUUAUAUGAUUUCAAUGAUUUAUGCACGCUUUUAUGAUAAGAAAGAUUUGGAAAAAUUAGAUGUGACAGUUUUAUCUAAUAAUCAUCAAGAUGAUGAAUAUUUCUAUUUUGUUAUCCAUGGUGAUGAUAAUAAUACAGAAGUUCGAAUAUUUUCUAAUCAACAUCGUCGAAUAUUUCAACGUGGUGGAAUUGAUGUAUUUCUUUUAAAUGUUCUAAAAUCUUUAGGAUUAUUAAAUUGUAUUCAUCUUUGGCAGGAUAAUUCAGGUCAAGGUUCAAAAGCAUCAUGGAUUUUGAAAUAUUUAAUUAUUCGUGAUUUACAAGCAAAUUUUAUUUGUCAAAAAUGGUUUGCUGUAGAAAAAGAUGAUGGAAAAAUUGAACGAAUUUUAUCUGUAGCAAAUGAAAUAGAAAAACGUGAAUUUUCUUAUUUAUUGUCUAAAGGAACAUAUCAUAGUAUGUCCGAUAGUCAUCUUUGCUUUUCUAUUUUGUCUCGUCCACCAUCGAAUCGAUUUACACGUGGCCAACGAUGUACAUGUUGCUUUGUUCUUUUAUUUGUUUCCAUGUUUUUAAAUAUUAUUUCUUAUGAUUUAUCAAAUCAAGUCAAAUCAAUUUAUUCAAAAACCAGUGGAAGUUUAUCAUUUGCUGCUCUUUACGUAACUCCUGAACGAAUAAUUAUCGGUUUGAUUAUGGAAAUCUUUUUAUUAAUUCUUGGUGUAUUAAUUAUCCAAUUAUUUCGAUGUCUUCGUCAUCAUCAAUCACAACAAACACCAUUAAGAAAAGCUUCAAACGAAGUCGAAUUAUCCUCACAAAUUGAAAAUGAUCAUAAUAAUGAAAAAAAACUUCAAAGAAAAUAUUCAUUAAUGUUUCCAUGGUGGUAUAUUUAUAUUGCUUAUGAUUUAUGUUUGACUCUUGUUAGUAUUUCUAUUCUAUUUAUUAUUGCACGUGGAAUUGAAUUUGGUGAUGAAGAAACUCGAAAAUGGUUAACAUCGAUUAUUAGUGCUUUCGUUUCAUCGGUUUUUCUAACGCAACCGAUCAAAGCUGUUUCAUUGGUGAUAUUUUUUAUUUGUUUUUGUUCAAAUUUGACUACUGGUAGAGAAGCAGCUGAAUUCUUAGAUGAUACUUUUACAGAUUUCGAUUAUGAUGAAGAAUAUCUUCAAAGAGAGAAGGAAAAUUCUCGGUUUAUUUCUCGAAAUUUAACUCAAAGAAAACGAUUGAAUGAACAUAAAAUUAGUUAUUUUCGUCAAGAAUGUUUAGAAGAAACUCAAAUGUGGUCAAUAAUUCGAAAAAUUUGUUUUUAUCUUUGUUUCUUUUCACUUCUCUAUAUGGUUGUUUAUGCUGAUCGAAAUCGGAAUUCUCCUUUAGAAGUUCGUCAUUUACAAAACUAUUUUCUUAAUUCGCGACAAAUUGAUUUCGAUUAUAGAAAAAUUUUAACUGUUGAUGAAUAUUGUAAUUGGUUAGAAAAUAGUUUUAUUGAAAAUCUCCUUGCUCAACAAUGGUACAAUGGUAAUCCACCUCAAAAUCUCAAUGGAUUUAUUAAUGAUAAAUCAAAUCGAAUACUUGGUUGGGUAACAAUGAGACAAUUACGUGCGAAGGAAAAUGUUUGUUUAUAUGAAAAUUUUCGAUCGAAAACAUGUACAAAUGAUAUCUCAACUGAAUAUAAUUCAUUGAUUAAACAAGCACUUCAAUAUCAAUCAAAUGAUACAUUAGAUACAUAUAUUUAUCGAGGUAAUUAUGGAAUUUAUAGAACUCGUGGUCGUCUUAUUGAUAUUCAAACGGAUUUAUCUGAACUUCAUCAAUUGAAAUGGAUUGAUCAACAUACAAGAGCAAUUUUUUAA
This is a messenger RNA of Adineta ricciae, 7308 nucleotides long. The record is from the annotation of a GenBank genome assembly. Lineage: Eukaryota; Metazoa; Rotifera; Eurotatoria; Adinetida; Adinetidae.